Molecule: messenger RNA, 1251 nt
Organism: Trichomonas vaginalis G3
Lineage: Eukaryota; Parabasalia; Trichomonadida; Trichomonadidae
Product: proton-exporting ATPase activity, phosphorylative mechanism
Exons: 1
Coding region: 1-1251 (416 amino acids)
Biological process (GO): proton transmembrane transport
Cellular component (GO): vacuolar proton-transporting V-type ATPase, V1 domain
Molecular function (GO): proton-transporting ATPase activity, rotational mechanism
Source: RefSeq, a predicted model, not a curated record
AUGGCUCAAUACCUUCUCCUAUCUUUCAACCAAAAAGUCCCCGCAACUGCAAAUGGACGUUCUUUGGAAACAAUUGUCCAAAAUGCCUCACAAGGUUUUGGGACAGUUAAGGAAUUUAAAGUAUCAAAUGAACUUGCUAAGUUCACAUCAACUGAUCAGCUUAUGUCUGUUGCUGAUGAAUUGACCAAGAUCGAUACAAUCGCAUUUGGUCUUGUUACACGUGCAGCACGUUCAAUUCAAGAUCUUGCAAAGAAGAUCACUUCUGAUCACAAUGACGGCUUCGCUGAUGUCUGCCCACAAGAAACAUUCGGACAGGUCGAUAUACCACAGCUUCAUGUUGAAGUUGAUGACGAAAAUGACGAAGAGCAACUCAAAUUCGAUGAAGCUCUCGAAAAAUGGAAGUGGAACGAAACCAUCUUCUCAUCAAACAGACUUAUCGAUGAAAUGCAUAAAAAUCUUCAAUCCGAAGUCAGCAGAAUGGAAGAAGAUUUACGUACAUCAGGCACAGCUUUCACAGAAGCCCAAACACGCCUUAACAACCUUCGUCGUCGUAAUGAAGGCAGCCUUCUUGUUCGCUCUCUUGACCCAAUUGGGUCCAAGAUGCAGCUCGUUCAGUCCCUUGAAGAUUACAAGGCUUCCAAGGCUGUCAAAUCCCCAAUCUACGUUGAUACAGCCAACUUGACAACAGUUCUCGUUGUCGUUCGCUCAGCCAAUGGCCAACAAUUCGAAAAAGGUUACGAACUCGCAGAGAGCUACAUCGUUCCAAACAGCUGCCAGAAGCUCGAACAGGAUGGCGAUUUCAUCUGCUACGCUGUUACACUCCUUCGCGCUAAUGUCGACGAUUAUAAGACAGCUGCUAAGGAGAAAGGUUGGCACGUCCGUGAUUUCAAGUACAGCGCUACAAUGCGUGAAGAUAUGAUCAAGGAAGCAAAGGAUGCUGUCGAUCAUUACCUCAAUGAAUGCAAGAAAUACAAGGAAAUCCUCGAGAAUACAUUCUCACACCUUUCCGUCGUUUGGAUGCAUAUCCGUGCCCUCCGCGUUUUCGUUGAAUCUACACUUCUUUACGGUAUUCCACCGAAUUUCAAGGCUUAUCUUAUCAAAUCGAACACAAAGGGUAUGCAGCGUAUCCACAAGAACCUCGAGCAGGUAUUCGGUGAUGACAUGGGUGGAGAUGAUGACGAUGGUGCUGAUGUCGAUAGCGAAUACCAUCCAUAUGUUUCAUUUAACUUCAACCUUCUCGGUUUGAUUUAA